AUGGCAGUGGCAUGGGAGGAGUAUUUCCGACUGGCCUUCCAAGAGAAAGCGCCUACGAAGCCACCAGAGCAGAAUGUGGACCACUUUCCACCCCUGCUGCGUCUCCUGGAGAAGAAGCAAGAGCUAGCAGCUGUAGACCAGGGUCUGCAGGCCCAGAAGGAGGAGUUCCGCAACACGAUGGCCACCCUGAGCCAGCGCUGGGCACAGCUGGAGCAGAAAGAGCAGGCGCUGAAGGAGUCCUUCAUCCGCUUUGACAAAUUCCUGCAGGAUGCCGAGGUACGGCGGCGGGGCCGCGCACAGUGGAGAGCAGCGGAGGAGGGGCACGGAGUGCGACACCAGGAGGCAGAGGCGCUGCGGCUACGCGCACAGCUGUAGGAGCUGCGGCGGGAGCGCGCGCGGCUGCAGCACAGGCUGAGGCGCCUGGAGCCCUGCGCGCGCCUGCUGGAGCGCGUGCUGGAGCAGCUGCCUGAGUUUCAGGAGAUUCCAGAACUGGUGGCACGCUUCGAUGGCCUGGUAGACACACAGGCAGCAUUGAAGCUGGCAGAGCGCAAACGACAGGUGGAGUUGGAUGAGACCCGUGCUCAGCUGCAUCGUCUUCGGGAAGCCAAGCAAGAUGAGCUGCUGCAUCUGGGCCAGCAGCGUGCACAGCUGCGAGAGCAGCUGGAGGCAGCGCAUGAGCGUACACUGCAGUGGGAAUCCAAGUGGACUCAAAUCCAGAACACUGCGGCGGCUAAGACGCUGCUCCUAGGACGCACUCGGAUGUCUGUGCUCAACCUGUAUCAGCUUGUGUGCCUGCGCCAGAGUCAGCCUCUAGCCCUGGAUGUGGAGGACACAGAGGGGCAGCUAGAAGAGGUGAAGCAGUUCAUCCUGAACCUCUCAGCAACACUGACCAGCCUUGCCCAGGACAAGCCCACAGCCACUGCCUCCUAGUCCGGCCAGGAGAGCAGCGAAGGGGACAUGAGGGACUGAGUUCUACAUUCCUUGGUAUGAAGACUCAACACAACGGCUCUCUAAAUGCUUCC
Cricetulus griseus (Chinese hamster) is the source of this 1022-nucleotide messenger RNA. NCBI's taxonomy places the organism in Eukaryota, Metazoa, Chordata, Mammalia, Rodentia, Cricetidae. The record is from RefSeq and is a predicted model, not a curated record.